AUGGCUCUCCUGUCUCUCUUCUUGGUCGUCUCCAUCCUGUGCGCUGCAACGCUCUGGAAGCGAUUUGCAAAUCGUCCCCACAAGCGUCUCCCCCCUGGUCUGAAGGAGCUACCAGGUCCCAAAGGUUAUCCUAUCCUAGGCUCUGUGCCGGAUGUGCCCGAGAAGAACAGCGCUGUCAAGUUCGCCGAGUGGGCAAAGGAGUACGGCCCAAUCUACCAGGUCAACCUCGCUGGCAGCAACCAUGUUUGGAUAUCGUCUGAUCAGGUAGCACACGAUCUUCUGUCCAAGAAGGGUGCCAUCUACUCAGACCGCCCUCACAUCCCUGCGCUCAUUGAUGACAACCGGACCAGUGGCCAGUAUCUUCCCCUAACAAGCAAGAAUGGCGCAUGGGCACGACAACGUAAAUUCGCAAACACCGUGAUGCGAGAGUCGGAGAACGCAAAGUUCCACCGUUACCCUGAACUCGAGGCGAAACGCAUGCUCGUAGAGUUGAUGGAACAACCAUCGCAGUAUAACCACGCAUUGGAGUCGUUCAUAUCUCGGGUUACAUGUCGCUUGGCCUGGGGUCACAGCGAAGCCAACGAGGAGCUGAAACAGAGAGCGCGUGAGCUUCUCAUCGGGGUAUCGCCUACUGGAGCAAUGGGCAACAAGCUCCCGUUCCUCAUGUCUCUUCCGGACUGGCUCUCACCACCCAAGGCAUGGGAACGACGACGUGCGAAGACUGAGCGGAAAUUCUUUGAGAUAAUGCAGAAGGACGUUGAGCAUGACAUGAAAGAAAAGAGAGCACCUCAGUCUUGGAUGAAGACAUUCCUCGAGCAUCGAGGAAGCUGGGGGUUCCAGUACGAUAUGGAAGGCGCGUACUCGGUCGGCAUGCAUGGUAUCGCUGGCGCACUCACCAUCGCGGCACCCAUGCAAACCUUCUGUCUCGCGAUGUGCCACUACCCGCAGUAUCUCCCGAUGCUCCAGGAAGAGCUCGACAGGGUCUGCGGAGAUCGCCCGCCUCGAUCGGAGGAUCGCGAGAACCUCCCGUUCUUGCGCGCUGUCAUCCGGGAAUGUCUGCGCUGGCGCCCACCUGUUCCCACCGGCAUCCCACAUUACCUGAUCCAAGACGACUCGUAUGCCGGCUACCACAUCCCCAAGGGCAGUGUGAUGCAUCCACUUGAAUGGGCCAUUUCUCGCGACCCCGCUAUGUUCCCAGACCCUGAAAUCUUCAACCCUCUGCGCUGGGUUAAGCCUGAAUUUCCGACUUAUCGCGAGCCGCUCUCGCAAUAUCCCACAGUGAUUAACUGCACGCAGUUUGGGUAUGGCCGCAGGGUGUGCCAAGGUCAGGGUGUCGCAGACGAGGACAUGUUGAUCGGGAUUGGAUCUAUCGCCUGGUUAUUCAACAUUGCGAAAAAAAGCGAAAAUAACAGUGACGAAGCCUGCAGCGACUCUGGCUACGACUCACAGUCCGAAGCCGAAGAACUUGACGAGAAAUAUGGUCUCCGACGCCACCACGCAAAUGCGACUAUCUCCGCCGAAGAGUUGAACGCUGGUCUGGAAAAGUCGGAAGCGACUGAAGAGCUUUUCUAUCCGGGUGCCUGGCCGGCUGCAGAUAUCGCAGAAGACGAGGCGCAUAUGGAAAAGGUUCGCGUCAAGACCAAGAAGUCUAGCCAAGAUCUUGAUCCAACACUUGACUACACAACACUGCUCAUAGCAAAGCCGGUACCAUUCGAAUUUGACUUGAGUGUCCGCACAAGAUAUCUAGCAGAGAAGGCUCGCUCUCUUUUCGAAGAGGAGCGGGCGAAGGGUGCUUACUCAAGUAGCAGAGCCUACUGGGGUGAGAGCCAAGGCCAAGGCAAAGAACUAGGCUGGGGAAAGGUGUAAGAGCAGCCGUGGGCUUCUUGGAAGUUUGGGAGAGAACUGCAGCAGCUGGCGGCAUAUCUCUUACGCAUCUCAUGAUGAGAAUGCGGGCUUCAGACUGAGGUAAACUUGAUACUCCCACUUGUCCGCAGGCAGACUUUAGGCUAGCGUGUUGGAGCUGGAGCGGAUUCGAUCAACUAUUGGAAGGAUAUGUGAACCGCGAGGACCCUAACUUUAAUGCCUUAUGCCUUUCUUUUACCUAUCUUAAACAUAUACCAGAUUGUCUAUCUCUACUACUCGUAUCUAAUUACCGCUUGAUAAAUCGCUUGUCGGGCUUCAUCCUUAGAAUACUUGUUAUUUCAUGGCACUACUAUUUCAGCCAUCCAACAUUAUGGGGAUAAAUCAAACUCCGGAC
Messenger RNA from Mytilinidion resinicola, 2257 nucleotides. RefSeq names its product cytochrome P450. Bases 1 to 1866 code for a protein of 621 amino acids. Gene Ontology annotation, molecular function: oxidoreductase activity, acting on paired donors, with incorporation or reduction of molecular oxygen; iron ion binding; heme binding. The transcript has 4 exons. Lineage: Eukaryota; Fungi; Ascomycota; Dothideomycetes; Mytilinidiales; Mytilinidiaceae. The record is from RefSeq and is a predicted model, not a curated record.